CUACAGGAUUUUCCUUGCUAAUGACAUAAGGCGUAAUUUUGACAGAUGUCAAAUAGCUUGGUUAUUUUUUCUAAGCCAACUGCAAUGAAUCAAGUGCUAAUUGUUUACAACUCCCAGAAAUAACUUAAUUGAAAUAAUUAUAAUAAACAAUGAGCAACGAAAAAUAUUUUGUAAUUGACACCAGGAAAGUGUGUUUAUACUAAUCCCCACGUUGUUUUAUCUAAUCAGCGUAUAAAUUUCCAGAUUUAGUUUUCGAAAAUGUCUGGUGGCGGAAAUAAGAAAAAGCCGACGAAGACCCAAGGUUGGGAAGAGGCAGGCUCAGAGUUCUACCAGGAAAGUUACCCCACUGAUGCUGACUUAGACCCUCUACAAAAAGACCCAAAUCCUAAACAUUUAGCGACGUUGUUACCCAGCAAGCAAACACGGGCAGCUGCAACAAUUAGGAUUCGCACAAAUGACAACAGGACGAUUCGGAGACAAACAGCUUCACGGUCGCGAAGAGACUCAACUGUGCAUAGGAGAGCGUCAACAGCAGGCGAUGUGCAAGUGGCGAUGCUCCCAGACUUGUCGGAAAAUCUCUCCAAUGAGCAAACCACUUGGGAGGAGAUCAUGCAGAUCAAGGGGAUGCCGGUACCCAUGGCCCAGAAGAAGGAAAUGAAGGCCAAAAUUCUAAACGAGCCCAAUUUGCGUUUGCAAGGCUACGAACAACUAAACUGGAAGCGAAGGAAGAUCUGGCGUCAGUUCAUCUCCCGUUUGAAGGAAAUGCACACGAAAAUCGAGCUCUGGCGAAGCGCUUUGAAACGCAUUGAGGGCCAUUUCGGUACUGGAGUAGUCGCAUACUUCAUUUUCCUCAAGUACCUCCUCUUUUUAAAUUUAUUCAUAUUUAUCGUCAUUUUCGCAUUUAUAAUCUUGCCAACAAUACUUCUAGUCAAUUCCGACAACUCGACCCGUGUUAACAGCUCUAACGUCGUUUUCGAUCUCAUCCAAGGAACGGGUUUCAUGGAACACAGCCUUUUGUUUUACGGUUUUUACCCAAAUGAAACGUUUAAUUAUCUCGUUAAUGAGAAAGUGAUGUAUUAUAAUCUUCCAUUAGCGUAUAUUUGUAUCACGGUUGUAUAUUUCGCAAUUUCGUUGAUUUCUAUAGUCAAGUCGGCGGCGAACGGUUUCAAAGAACGGUUAAUUGAAGGCGAAGGACAGUUCUACCAAUAUUGCAAUUUUAUUUUCGGUGGUUGGGACUUCUGUAUCCAUAAUGAGAAAUCCGCAGCGAUCAAACACAAAGCCAUUUAUAACGAAAUCAAGGCGUGUCUUGAAACCGAACGUUUGGAAGAAAUGAAACAAAACCGAACUAGAGGCGAACAAACGAAACUAAUCGUUGCCCGAAUUAUUGUAAAUAUUAUAGUGUUAGGGGUUUUGGCGGCGUGUGGUUGUGCAAUUUUUUUCAUUUUUAGUAAAUGUAGAGAAAUGCAAAGUGAUGACUAUUUCGAGAGUCUUUUGUACGAGUUUUUGCCCUCGAUUAGUAUCGUCUGUUUCAAUAUUUUGAUACCAUUCUUGUUCAAAUAUUUGAUACAGUUUGAACACUAUAGUCCACUAGUUGUGGUGCGUUUCACACUUUUUCGGACUGUUUUACUGCGUUUAGCUUCAAUUUUCACACUUUAUGCCUCACUUGCCUCAGUUGUCGGUAAUACAGAUACCGACAAACCCGCCUGUUGGGAGACUUUCGCCGGUCAACAAAUCUACAAGUUGGUUAUAACCGAUUUUGUGACUCACAUUAUCCUCACAUUUGUGGUCAACUUCCCUCGAGCUUUCAUCGCCAAACAUGUUGAAAAUAAAUUCAUUAAAUUAGUCGGGGAGCAAAGUUUCGACUUGCCUAAACAUGUCCUCGACGUUGUUUAUUUGCAAACUUUAUGCUGGUUGGGGUGUUUCUACGCCCCCUUACUGUCUUUCAUCGCCGCAGUGAUUUUCUUUUUUAUGUUUUACAUUAAAAAAUUCGUUUGUUUGGUGAAUAGUAACCCGAGUUCGACUGUGUAUCGAGCUUCGCGCUCCAAUUCCAUGUUUAUGCUUGUCUUGUUGGUGUCUUUCGUCUCGGCGGUGGUCCCCAUGGCGUACUCCUUUUCCGAGGCGGAGCCGUCGCGGGGUUGUGGCCCCUUUCGGGACUUGCCUUCGGUCUGGAGUCGAGUCGAGUUUACGUUUUAUUCGACUCCGGAUUGGGUGCAAAGUGUGGUGGCGUUUUUGAGUACGGCGGGGUUUGCUGUGCCUGUCUUUCUUGUUUUGUUCCUUUUGUUGUACUAUUUUAGGGCUGUUAAUGCGGCUAAUAGACAGAUGGUGAGUGUGUUGAAAAAUCAGCUGGUUUUAGAGGGGCAUGAUAAACAAUUUUUAUUGGAAAGACUGAGUAAGUUUAUUAAACAGCAACAGGAACACCAGAAAAGGUUGAGGCAUGUUGAUGUUCUACAAGACGGUGAUACUAAUAUUUCGAGCAAUUAGGGGACAUGUUCUAGUCAUGAUUUAUGUAACGGACUUGAUAUUUAAGCUUUGGUACAUAACAUAUCGCAUUUAUCUCUUUUAUAUUAAUGUGCAUCAAGUAGGUUGUAGAAUUAAUAUCAUUUAAUCAUGAAUAAUGACAAAAAAAUCUUUAAGUUUACAUUAAGUACACAUUUAUUUGAAAAAAUAAUUUUCAGGGAAGAUUGAGGUUAGGAUUAUUUGAAUAUUUGCAUGGUUGCCACCUUAAAAUGAUUCCUUUCAACGACUACUUGAUGCACAUGAAGUCGAUUUGUACAAAGGAAUGCUGUACGUGAGAGGAUCUCUUUUUAACUGCAUUUGCUUUUUAAGACUGUAGUUUGUGUUUAUCAAUAGUACAAAAUUAUGGCACAAUUCCAGUAUAGUUUAAUGGUUUUUGAAAAUGUUGACGCUUAUUAUACUCAAUGCCAAUUUGGACUUAGUGAUUUUUAUUUUAUGAAACAAGAAAACUCCCAACAUACAAAUAUGUAAUCAUCGUAAUUAUAGCAGGCACUUUGUGGACUAUGUACUUAAUGUUUAUGUUGGACUACCUUUGUUCACUCCUCUGUAAUAGGACUGUGUAACUGAAAUAAUAAAAAAAUAUAAUUUUGUAUCA
Messenger RNA from Tribolium madens (black flour beetle), 3109 nucleotides. RefSeq names its product transmembrane channel-like protein 7. Gene Ontology annotation, cellular component: plasma membrane. Bases 259 to 2481 code for a protein of 740 amino acids. Gene Ontology annotation, molecular function: mechanosensitive monoatomic ion channel activity. The transcript is spliced from 4 exons. Lineage: Eukaryota; Metazoa; Arthropoda; Insecta; Coleoptera; Tenebrionidae. The record is from RefSeq and is a predicted model, not a curated record.